AUGCUGGUAAAAAGUUUAACUCCGGAGGAUCAUGUAGCCAACUUGUCAAUCGUCUUCACCAUCAUAUUGCGCAACGGGAUGCGGCUUAACCCACAGAAGUGCAUCUUCGGGGUCGAGGCAGGAAAGUUUCUCGGGUACAUCAUUAGCCACAGGGGAAUUGAGGCCAAUCCAGAGAAAGUGCAGGCUAUAAUAGACAUGGUAUCCCUAACCUACCGGAACGAUGCCCAAUCUCUUAUAGGCAAGGUGGCCGCCCUGUCAAGAUUCAUCUCCAGGCUGACGGACAAGUGUACUCCUUUCUUCAAACUGCUAAAAACCCAACACGUCGAGGUGAUAGCCUGGACAGCGGAGCACGAGGCUGCUUUCCUUGGCUUGAAGUCGUACUUGUCACAGGUACCUCUACUUUACAAACCUGUUCCCGGAGAAAUGCUCUAUGUAUAUCUGGCAGCAUCGGCAACUGCUGUGAGCUCAGUCCUGAUUAGGAAGGACUCCGAUUGCGAGUACCCAGUGUACUACGAGGGGAAAGGUUACACUGGUGCAGAGUCCAAGUACCCGGACAUUGAAAGGGUAGCACUGGCUCUCCUGGUAUCAGCCCGGAAGCUCAGACAUUACUUCCAAGCACAUUCUAUCACCGUUUUCACUAAUCACCCAUUGAGGCAGGUUUUGCAGAAACCAGAGACAUCGGGCAGGUUAAUUAAAUGGGCCAUCGAGCUUGGGGAAUUCGAUAUCAAGUACCAGCCCCGGACAGCUAUCAAAGGCCAGGCAGCGGCCGAUUUUAUUUCUGAAUCAAUCCCUUCCCAUGACCCAAACAAGGAACCACCUGAACCGCUAGCCUCGGAUCCACCUCCGCCAAGCACUUGGCGAUUAUACGUGGACGGAUCAUCCAACAAGAAAACUAGCAGAGCCGGCAUCCUACUAAUUAGCCCGGACGAGCAAGUCUACGAGUACGCCCUCAAAUUUGCCUUCAAAGCAUCCAAUAAUACCGCAGAAUACGAGGCACUCAUAGUCGGACUGCAGAUCGCCCGGGAACUAGGGGUCCAACACCUCCAUAUCUUCAGUGAUUCCCAGUUGGUCGUAAACCAGGUCAGCGGUAACUUCAAGGCAAAGGAGCCCCACAUGUCCUCCUACCAGGCCUUGGCCCGGGCUUUAGUUCAGAGGUUCACCUCCUACGUUUUUACCCAAAUACCAAGGGCAGAAAACGACAAGGCAGACGCCCUUGCUAAGCUUGCAUCAACUUCUCCAAACCCUACCUACGGGACCACUAAAGUCGAAAUACUCGCGGGACCUAGCACUUCCAAAACGGUGUCAGAAAUAUUUUCGGUGGAUCACACAGCUUCAUGGAUGGACCCAAUUUUGAAAUACAUGGUUGAUGGCCUAGCACCGAAUGAUAAGGUCGAGGCCAGAAGACUGCAGCUAAGGUCAGCUCGAUACACGAUCAUGAAUGGCAAACUCUACAGAAGAGGACAUUGCUUUCCCAACCUGAAGUGUGUGACACCGGAGGAAGGUCACAAAAUAAUGACGGACAUUCACGCUGGUGUAUGUGGUAACCAUGCCGGAGCUCGAUCUCUUGCACACAAGACCCUAAGGGCAGGAUAUUUCUGGCCAACCAUGUCGGCCCUGGCUCAAACUAUAUCCAGUUCUUGCCACAAAUGCCAAAUGUACACAAAUAUCCCACGAGCACCGCCCAUCGCCCUUUCCAUCCUCCUUGCACCAUGGCCGUUCUGUCAGUGGGGUUUGGACUUGAUUGGUAAACUUCCCACAGCAGUGGGACAGUUCAAAUACGCCAUUGUUGCCGUGGACUACCAAACAAAGUGGGUAGAGGCAGAACCUCUCGUCGCCAUCACCACGGAAAAAGUCAAGAACUUCCUAUGGAAGAACAUCUACUGUAGGUUUGGAGUCCCGGAUACCAUAGUCACGGACAAUGGUACCCAGUUCGACAAUGAUGAGUUGAGGGCUUACACACAGAACCUCGGCACUAAGAUCCUCUAUGCUUCCCCGAGUCCCCGGAUCGAAUACUUCGAUGCGGGUACCAACUCAGAUGGCCUACACCUCGAUACUGAUUUACUCGAGGAACGAAGAGAAGUGGCACAUAUGCAUAACUUGGCAAACAAGCGGAGGAUAGCUCGUUACUACGAUACCAAGGUACAGUCCCGGACAUUAAAAUUGGGGGACUGGGUCAUGAAGCAAGUCUACCCAGAGCCCCGGGGACUGGAUCCAUCCUGGACAGAGCCUUACGAGAUCAGUGAAGAAGUAGGUCCCGCAACCUUUUUUAUCCGGGAUAUGAACGGGGUCAUUUCCAGGCAUCCAUGGAAUACCCAGCGCCUGCGGUACUAUUACAAGUAG
Molecule: messenger RNA, 2340 nt
Organism: Rosa chinensis
Lineage: Eukaryota; Viridiplantae; Streptophyta; Magnoliopsida; Rosales; Rosaceae
Exons: 2
Coding region: 1-2340 (779 amino acids)
Biological process (GO): DNA integration
Molecular function (GO): nucleic acid binding; RNA-DNA hybrid ribonuclease activity
Source: RefSeq, a predicted model, not a curated record